AUGGCGGCGGGAGCCGAGCGCGGCGCGGCGCUGCCCGCGGAGCCGCCGCCGCUGAGCGCCGAGGAGGUGGCGAGGCGGCUGGCGAGCACUCGCCGCGAGCUGGGCAACCGCCGCAAGAUCCUGCUGCGGAACCUGCCGGCCGAGAGCAGCAGCCAGGAAAUCCACGACUUGUUUAAAGAUUAUGAAAUCAAGUAUUGUUACGUGGACAGGAAUAAAAGAACAGCAUUUGUCACCCUGUUAAACGGGGAGCAGGCCCAGAGCGCCAUCAGGAAAUUCCACCAGCAUUCCCUGCGUGGCAAGGAGAUCUCCGUGCAGCUGCAGCCCACAGAUGCUCUGCUGUGCAUCACCAACCUGCCCCUUUCCCUCAGCAUAGAGGAGUUUGAGGAACUGGUGCGUGCCUAUGGCAAUGUGGAGAGAUGUUUCCUGGUGUACAGCGAGCUCACCGGCCAUUCCAAGGGCUAUGGCUUUGUGGAGUACAUGAAGAAGGACUCUGCUGCCAAGGCCAGGCUGGAGCUGCUGGGCAAGCAGCUGGAGGACAGCACUCUGUUUGCACAGUGGAUGGAUGUGAACCAGCUGACCACAAACCUCAUUCACUCCAAGUGCCUUUGUGUGGAUAAAUUACAAAAAGACUGUGCUGAUUCGAAAGAGCUGAUGCAGGCUUUCUCCCUCAAGUACAAACCUGUGUUCUGUCAGUUUGCCCAGGAUGAGGACGGUGGCAGCGGGGACUUUGCCGUGGUGGAGUACGAGAGCGCCGAGCAGGCCGAGAGCGUCAGAGGGGCCAUGGACGGGGUGACCAUCAACGGCAGGAGGGUCCAGGUGUCCUUCUGUGCCCCUGGAGCACCAGGCAGGAGCACCUUGGCAGCUCUGAUAGCAGCACAAAGGAUGAGCUCAGUUCUGGGGAGCACCUCCAGCCUGCUGCUGCAGAACCCUGCUCACCUGCCCCUGCCCCAGCAGCAGCUCCUGAAGAUGGAAAACAUGCAGGCAAACAGUAAACCAGGUUUGCUGGGAGAACCUCCAACAAUGCUGCUGCAGACAGUGCUGGGCAUAGGGGUGAUGCCAGCAGUGAGCUCAGGCCUGGCAACUCGAGGAGAAGCUCUCAAGUCUCGUAACGCAGCUCCCAUUGCAGCAGCAGGGAUGGGCGUGCUGCCCUUCUUCCCGACCCAGCCCGCUCUUGGACAGGCUCUGGGCGGCCCCGGCGCUGCUGCAGACAAAGGCGAGGCCGUGCCGGCAGCUCAGCCCUUCCCUCCGCCGCUGCCCGGCCUCCCCGGCGGCUCCCUGCGGGCCCAGCACGCCAAAGCCCCCGGGCACAGCAAGAACUGCGACUCCAGCCUGGGGACUCCCUUGAAAAAACAGACUUCUCUGCUUGGGGAGCCCCCAAAGGAAAUUCGGCUGAGCACCAACCCCUACUUGAAUUUGGCAAGUGUUUUGCCUGGUAUCUGCCUGCCAGCAGCAAUUGCCAGCAAAGCCUCCAGUCCUCCACAGCAGACCAGCCUUCCAAACAAUGUCCUGGAUGCUGCUGUGGCUCAGGGAACUGCAUCACAACAUGCAAUGGAAAAUUAUUUCAGUUAUUCCCAGCAGCCUGGGGAAUACCCACAGGUGGCCCCGAAGCGCAGCUCCUCGUACCUCGUGUCCUCCCCCGAGCCCGGCCCCGUGGAAUUCCCGGCUCGUUAUUCGGAAUCCUCGCUGAAGAAGAAGCGCGUGUAUUGA
This is a messenger RNA of Sturnus vulgaris (Common starling), 1707 nucleotides long. The record is from RefSeq and is a predicted model, not a curated record. NCBI's taxonomy places the organism in Eukaryota, Metazoa, Chordata, Aves, Passeriformes, Sturnidae.